Molecule: messenger RNA, 2748 nt
Organism: Aspergillus aculeatus ATCC 16872
Lineage: Eukaryota; Fungi; Ascomycota; Eurotiomycetes; Eurotiales; Aspergillaceae
Product: MYB DNA-binding domain protein
Exons: 1
Coding region: 1-2748 (915 amino acids)
Biological process (GO): regulation of DNA-templated transcription
Cellular component (GO): nucleus
Molecular function (GO): transcription cis-regulatory region binding; DNA-binding transcription factor activity
Source: RefSeq, a predicted model, not a curated record
AUGGCGUCUGCCAAGCGCAAGAGAAACAGCACGGCCUUGGAUGCCACCACCCCCAAUGCCGGAGGGAGAGCCGGCUUCGUACCUCAGACCCCUCAAACACCUCUCACAAACUCAGCUACCCACCCUGCGAAGCGCAAGAAGGUUGGGGGCAGUGAGUCCUCAAAAAAAAAGAAGAAGCGGCCGCAACAACAACAACAAGAACGCGAGGAAUCGCAAGAGCUUCCGUACAUCAGCAGCCCGGUUUCCACCAAGCGGACCUCCACGACAAUCGCGACCAAUGGCCACCACCACAAUUACCAUGAUGCGCCUCCGGUGCCAGAGACCCCCGAACCCGAAAUCCCGAUCGAUCCAGCCCUGCGAAGCGAGCCCGUCGCCAUUCAGAAACCCCAGGACCAGGACCACGAGAUGCAAGAUGCCGACCAGACCGAAACCUCGACCCCGGGGACCGGGACUCAAGGAGAUGUGACCGGCGCAUCAUCAUCGGCGCCCAGCGCUCCCUCGGUCCCACCGAAGAAGGGUCGCCGCCCUCAAGAGAAGGAGAACGAGAGCAACAGCAACAAGACCACCGGCGGGAAGACGGGCUUCUUUUCGCCCGACGAGAUCCAGAAGCUGGAGGCCUUCAAGCUGAACUUCUGCACCAUGAACGGCGUGGAGGCGGACACGUUCGACCUGAUGGUGCAGCACUCCGUCCGGGAUCGGCAGGAACAGUGGCCGGUGCACACCGACAUCAUCACGAAGCCGGAGUUCUGGCAGAAGAUCUACGAGACCAUCCCGGACCGGGACAAGAGAUCCGUCUACCGAUUCAUGCGCCGCCAUUUCCAGUGCUCCUCCCAGAAGCCUCACCACUGGACCCACGAGCAGGACGAGGAGCUCAUCUCGCUGCACAGACUACACGGCGCCAAGUGGGCGUACAUUGCGAAGAUGAUUGGCCGCAGCGACGACGAUGUCGUCCAGCGGUGGAAGAACCGGCUGCAGCAUCGCCGCACGAUGAACCGCGGCCCCUGGUCGGAGCAGGAGGUGCAAGCCAUGAUGGACGCUCUGCAAGACGUCUGGCAUACCAUGAAAGCUACUGGGGUCGAUGUUGGCCAGGAUGUUUACGAGUUGGACGAGGUCUACAUCGCUUGGGGCGUGGUCAGCAACAAGAUGAACAACUGCCGUUCUCGCCAGCAGUGCGCCGACAAGUGGCGGAAGCUCAGGGCCAAGGUCUUGAACCAGCGCAGUAAGGAAAACCCCGAUGCGUUUCAUGACUCGGCGGUUGCGAAAAAGUCAGGUGGGAGCCGUCGGAGCAAGUCACGGGCCGUGAGUACCCCUCAGCAAAAGCCUAAUACGAAGUUCAAGAGCCAGGAGAUCGUGGAGUCGGAGGAUGAAGGCGUGAGCCAAGAAGCGCCAAAAGCGGCGGAGAAGAAGGGCGCGCAAGAACCGGAGGUGGAGGAGUCGGAGGUGGAGGAAGAGGAGGUGGAGGAAGAGGAGGAAGAGGAAAACGAGGAACAAGAGGAAGAAGAAGAGGACGAAGAAGAAGAAGAAGAAGAAGAGGAGGAGGAGGAGGAGCAAGAGGAAGAGGAAGACGACUCAGCCGAGCCAGAAGUUCCCAUCAAGUAUGAACGGCACUCAACGGAACUGGAUGAUGCAUACGUGUCAGCACCAUCGAAACAGCCCACUGGGGCCAUCCGUCAUAUCACGAACACCGACUCGCGGGAGGAUUCCGUUGCCAAUGAAAUUGACGAUGAUUUAGUCGAUUGGGCCAUCAAGCCGGAGCGCAGACAAAAAUCCUCUCCGGAGUCAGAGGGGGAGGAGGAAGAGGAGGAGGAAGAGGAGGACGAGUCGCCUAGCCCUAACUCCAAACGGGAUGUCAAGCCCAGCCUUCGCGACGAAGAGGUCGAGAGCGAAAGCGAAAGCGACAGCGACAGCGACGAGAGCGAAGAGGAGAACUAUUCCACUCCACCCAGUGGGCAGAAAUCCGCCAACCUCAAAGCCACCUCCACUAGCACCGUCACCAAGUCAUCCCAACAAAAGGGUCAAGGAAGCACCAUCAAGCCCCGAAGCCCCGUAGUGGUGGUCACCAAAUCCAGAAAGUCACCGUCCCCAACUGCCUCCGCCUCUUCAUCCCAAGAAGAAGACGAUGAUGAUGAUGAAGAGGAGGAAGAGGAAUCCGGACGCAGCGACAGCGAAACAAGCAGCACCGGCGGCGACUGGCCCGCCAAACCCCCCUCCCGAACCACUGGCACUACCACAGCCGCAGCCACCACCACCACCACCAGCCCUAACGCCCGCAAACCCUCCACCAACACCAACACCUCACCCAUCACCACCGCCAAGCGCACCACCACCACGCAACCCCCCACGAAACCCACCAUCACGCGCCCCACGCCCUCCAAACCCACUGCCCGCGAACUCGAACCCGAAACCGAAUCCGAACCUGCCUCCGACGACGAAGACGCCUCCUCCGCCUCCUCCUCCGAAGAAGAAGAAGGAGACUCCCCCGCCCCCAAGCAACAACUCCAAAGGCCCUCCAUCCCCACGCGCCCCUCUUUCGGCUCCAGCUCCCAACCCACCCGGCCCCCGGGCCAACGCCUCAGCCUCAAGGAACUCCGCGACGCCAGCCUCAGCAAGGCGAACAGCAAACUCAAGGCCCCCAAGCCCAGCACGCUGACCGACAUAAUGUCCGACGCGAAGUCGCGAGCCAAAGCCGAUUCAUCCGACGAGGACGAUGAAUCCUCAGAUUCGGAUUCGGAGUCGGAUUCCGAGUAA